This is a messenger RNA of Sodiomyces alkalinus F11, 894 nucleotides long. RefSeq names its product III, C31 subunit of DNA-directed RNA polymerase. The record is from RefSeq and is a predicted model, not a curated record. NCBI's taxonomy places the organism in Eukaryota, Fungi, Ascomycota, Sordariomycetes, Glomerellales, Plectosphaerellaceae. Gene Ontology annotation, cellular component: RNA polymerase III complex. The transcript is spliced from 2 exons. Gene Ontology annotation, biological process: transcription by RNA polymerase III. The coding region runs from base 1 to 894 and encodes 297 amino acids.
AUGUCGCGGGGAGGAGGUGGUGGCAGAGGAGGUCGUGGUGGAAGAAGAGGCGGCGGACCCCAAUUACCCUGGGAAAACGAAGAAUUCGACGCCCGACCUUCCGAACUCUUUCCCGCAUACGACCCCCCCACGGCGAAACCCCUCACCCCAACCGAACGCCGCACCGUCGAAUCCUUCCUCCUCCUCCGCCGCCAACUCCACGACGGACCGCUCUACACCUCCCGCAAACUCCCCGGCCCCACCUCCGUCUCCCCCUCCUCGGCCUCCUACCGCGGCAAGCGCUCCGCCGCCUCCUCCACCACCUACGACCCGAUCCGCUCCUCCCGCGCCGUGGCAGACCCGUUCACCGCCGUGCCGACCUACUCCCAGCGCUUCGCCCGCGCCGAGCGCACCCUCCCGGACUUCUCCUCGCGGCCCUACUGCCCGGAGUUCGUGCCGGACGAGCUGCACGCCACCUUCGAGGGGCGGGAUGCCGAAAGGGGCGUCAUCUCGGCCGCGGCCUUUCGGGGAAGGAAAACGAAGAAGCGGUUGCAGCUGUCGCGUAUCACGGCUUUGCCGACCGCCGAGGACGUUUUCGGGGUGAGUUCUUCGGGGGCGGACGCCGACGGUCGUGGCUUGUGGGAGGAUGAGGACGAGGCGGCGGCGGCGGCGGUAGGCGGGGAUCCUACUGUGAGGACAAAGAUGACGCUGGAGGCGUUGCAGAGGUUGGAGGAGGAACCUGCUGCGGGUGAAGGGGAAGAGGUGGAGGAGGAGGAGGAGAAUGCGGCGGAGGAGGACCAGGAUUUGGAGUAUGAUGAUGAGGAUGCGGGUGAUUAUGACGCCGAGAACUACUUUGAUGGUGGUGAUGACUAUGACGACGAUGUGGGGGAUGACGAUCAGGGCGAUGCAUUCUGA